AUGCAGUCUCAGGAUAUCGAAAUGGUGUACAGGCCUUUGAGCCAGGAAUCAGCAAGUGAUAAGCCACCAAAAGUUCCCACAAGCCGAAUUCAUCGCUCCACCUACGUUGUUUGGCUGGUGUUAUUCUAUGCCGCGUUGGUCUUGUCCUCUUGGACGAUCAAUUGCAUCAUCACAUACCAUCCCAUCAAUGGGAAACAUUACGAUGCCUGGAUACUGCCUAGCAAAGUCUAUCCCUCGGCAUCAGAGACCGAAGAUUUACAGAAGAUGUAUGCACAGAACGAGGAAUGGCACAGGGCUGCGCGGGUGAUUCAGUCCAUUGCCGCAGUGUUGACCAUCCCUCUGACCUCCGCCGUCUGCGCAAGCGCUGCGGUGGUAUAUCUUCAACACUGCACCAAAGGGCAACCUCCGACUUUUACACUCCGCCAAAUGACCGUGUUGGCGGACAAAGGCUGGACCAACAUCGGAACGUACUACCACUUGAUUACCGGGAGAUGGUCUCGAUAUAAAAGCGUUCUUUUGUUUUGGGCGGUCUUGCUUCAUGUUCUCGGAGGCAUAAUCUCCCCGCGCAACAACUGUUUCUCUCCCCAACGACCAUCAAGACACCGACGAUUCCAUCUUCCUUGGAUAAUUUCGUUGAUAUACCUGACAUGUUCAAGGAAGAGCCUCCGACUAACUCUCUUGCGUCAACAUCUGCAGAUGAUACAUCAUCUCAACUUUGGUCUGGACUACAACACCGGUGUCUUUCAACAAUUUCUGCCUCGAAUUAACUCGACUGCGCACUAUGAAGGCAUCACAGAGGAUCUGUUUCCAGCACACUGUGAUACAAUCCCUGGCGCUCUAAGCAUCAGCUAUAGUCCGCCGCCACUCAUCACGACGACAGAUCUCUCUUGGGCACUUCAUGUCUGUAUGCCUAGUGAUCAGAGAGUGUCACCGUGGAAAAACACUCGCAGCCAGCAAAACUUCACAGAGCACCUGUACCUCAAUGUUUCUAUUUCUGCAGACUUACGAAUAUCAGCAGACAGGUCUCAGGCCGAGGAUUUUCCAGCGCCUUUUUCUGAGUAUUUUCGCGUCACUGUUGAGACCACGGCUGGAUACUUUGAGCUUCCGAACUACAUGAAUGGUCAAAAAGCCGGACCGCUUCUUAAACAAGACCCAAAUCUUGAGUGCGGCAAUGCUUGUUAUAGUCAAGGAGGUGCUAUAUAG
This is a messenger RNA of Penicillium brevicompactum, 1203 nucleotides long. RefSeq lists its product as uncharacterized. The coding region runs from base 1 to 1203 and encodes 400 amino acids. NCBI's taxonomy places the organism in Eukaryota, Fungi, Ascomycota, Eurotiomycetes, Eurotiales, Aspergillaceae. The transcript has 3 exons. The record is from RefSeq and is a predicted model, not a curated record.